Pelagomonas calceolata is the source of this 2555-nucleotide messenger RNA. The record is from the annotation of a GenBank genome assembly. Lineage: Eukaryota; Pelagophyceae; Pelagomonadales; Pelagomonadaceae.
ACGCUAGCUCCGUGAGCAAGCGCGUAAGCGGGGUUGCACGGGCUUUUAGACCACGCACGCGAGGUAUAAAGACCAAUAUAAAGAGAUCAUCGCGGCGCAGCCAGCAAUCUCAGCGCCAAAAGACAUAGCGGCCGUCAAACACGUCCCGACACACUGAGCUGCAACUUGCCCUCGCGCAGCGCGUCGACGCGGUGCGCGCGACAGAAUGAUGCGCCGAGCGGCCUGCCUGCUCCUCCUCCAGCACGCAAACACACUGCUCCAUGCGCCACCAACGCGACGAGUCAACACCCGCCACUACUCGACGACGGAAGAGACCACAACAAAGUUCGCCGGCGAGCACGGCCCCGCCGACUCUGAGCAGUGGCUCGCGCGGCAGGGCCUCGUGCAGCCCGGCGCGUCGCCGGAGAUCCACGAGAUCGCGCGGAAGGCUAGAAGGAAGAAGAAGGGAACGAAGGCUCUCGCGUUACGGCCCAAAAAGGCAAGGUGGGGCGACGCGGACAAAAUCCGAGACUUGCCCGUCGAGGGCGGCUGGUCGCAAUCACGGCAACGCGGCGCCUCGACAAAAGCGACGGACGCCGUCGAGGGCGAGAAGGCUCGACGGUGCUCGCAGAUUUUGGUGGCCACGUCGGGCGUCGCGAACGAACUGCGGGACGCGCUCUCGAAGGCCAAGGCGGACUUCGGGGCCAUGGCCGAGGCCAUGUCGCUGUGUGAGGUCACUUCCGCUAAGAAAGGCGACGUCGGUUGGUUGGAUGGGAAAGAUGUCGUCGAUGAUGCUACUGAGGCAUUAUUACCUUUAACAGCUAGACUUGAACUGAUGGGCAAACCCCUGAAGCCCGGCGACGUUUCUGUCGUGCAGUCCCAUCUCGGCUACCACGUCAUAAAAAUAGAUGAUAUCAUGCGGGACUUAUCUUUAGUAACGAAGAAACGCAAAAACGCCAUUGAUAAAGGAAUAACGUUGGAGGAGGCCUGCGCGGGCAAGACCUACGCCAUGGUCACGAUGGGCUGCCAGAUGAACGCGGCCGAUUCGGAGCGGCUGGAGGGCGGUCUAUUGGAUCUUGGGAUGACCGAAGCUUCGGAACCUAAAGACGCGGACGUUAUCAUAUUAAAUACGUGUUCGAUCCGGGAGCACGCCGAGGCCAAGGUCUACUCGUAUGUGGGGCCGCAAGCUAAACGUAAGAGGGAUGGCGAAGACGUGACUAUUGUCGUGGCCGGCUGCGUCGCGCAGCAGGAAGGCGCUCGAUUGCUGAGACGAGCCCCGGAAGUCGACGUGGUCAUGGGGCCCCAAUAUGCUAAUAGACUAGCUGAUGUCUUGGAGGGCGUGAUGCUGCGCGGCGAGCAAGUCGAGGCUACUUCGGCGUCGUACGGCGCGCUGGACCACGGCGGCUCGACGACUUCUCGAAGAAGUAGUGAUGUGGUAGCGUGGGUCAACGUGGCCCACGGCUGCAACGAGCGGUGCACGUAUUGCGUCGUGCCGAACACGCGAGGCGUCGAGCAGUCGCGGACGCCGGAAGAUAUCCUGCGGGAGAUUGAUUCUCUGGGUAGAAGCGGCUACCGGGAGGUGACGUUACUAGGGCAGAACGUCGACGCGUAUGGUAGAGAUAUGCGUCCUAGACGUACUUUCUCUGAUCUACUGGAGGCGGUGGCGGACGUCGCUCGCAAACACGAUAACAUGCGGGUGCGCUUCGUCACGUCGCACCCGCGGUACAUUACUAAUGAAGUGAUAGACACGGUCGCGUCUCAUACAGAUGUAUUGAUGCCCGUGUUCCACAUUCCCGCGCAAUCGGGCGACGACGAAGUUCUAAGGCUGAUGGGCCGCGGGUAUACUUCUGAGAGGUACUUGCGAGUCGUCGCAUCAAUAAGGGAGCGGCUGCCGGACGCGACAAUUAGUGGAGACUUUAUCGUGGGCUGCCCGGGCGAGUCUGAUGAGGCCUUCGAGAAGACUUUAGAUCUGAUGGAUUCCGUCGUGUUCGACGCGUGCAUGACGGCGGCCUAUUCCCCGAGACCAGGGACGCCCAUGGCCCACUGGGACGGCGCGUCCGUUGCGUUUGAGACGCUCGGGGUUGAGUUACGAAAGCUCAAGAGUGUUGAUGAAGCUAGGGAGAGUGUGCACGCGCGUUUCAAAGUACUGGCGCAGCAGAAAGCUAAAGCGAAUAAGCACGACGAUGAUGCGGCGUGGGAUUCUGUGGUCGUGGCAAAGCGGGAAGCUCUGGAAGCGUUAGAUCGGGCUGAAAAAGCGCCGCCGUCGGCCUUCCAUCCCUUGUCGGGCGUCGGGCCGGCCCAAUGCCCCGACGAGGUCAAGGAGGAACGCUUGCAACGUAUUAAUGAGAAGGCCGACGCCCACGCUUUACAGAGGUCGGAGCGCUACGUCGGGAGAAUAGAACCGGUCUUGGUGGAAUCUAGGAACACGCGCGUGCCGACGCAAGUCGUGGGAAGGACGCGGGGCAACAAGCUCGUCUUCUUCGAGGGCGACGCGGAGGAACUCGUCGGGCGGACGGUCGACGUGCGCAUUAUUGAAGCGAACACAUUCUCGCUGGUCGGGGAGAGGGUAAGCUAGU